GCCCGGAUGAAGAGUAACGCCAUUACCACCGGAGCCUGAGAGCACUCGCGGACGGCGACUGGACACUGGCCGGUCGCACCAUGAGACUCCUCCCCCGCCUGCUUCUGCUUCUCCUGCUCGUGUUCCCCGCUACGCUUGUACUCAGAGGCGGCCCUGGAGGUUCGUUAGCAGUGGCUCAGGAUCUUACAGAGGAUGAAGAAACAGUAGAAGAUUCAGUAAUUGAAGAUGAAGAUGAUGAAGCUGAGGUGGAAGAAGAUGAACCUACAGAUUUGGCAGAAGAUAAAGAGGAAGAAGAUUUAUCUGGAGAACCUGAAGCUUCACCAAGUGCUGAUACAACAAUUCUGUUUGUAAAAGGAGAAGAUUUUCCAGCAAAUAACAUUGUGAAGUUCCUGGUAGGCUUUACAAACAAGGGUACAGAAGACUUUAUUGUUGAAUCCCUAGAUGCCUCAUUCCGUUAUCCUCAGGACUACCAGUUUUAUAUCCAGAAUUUCACAGCUCUUCCUCUGAACACUGUAGUGCCACCCCAGAGACAGGCAACUUUUGAGUACUCCUUCAUUCCUGCAGAGCCCAUGGGUGGGCGACCCUUUGGUCUUGUCAUCAAUCUGAACUACAAAGAUUUGAAUGGCAAUGUAUUCCAAGAUGCUGUCUUCAAUCAAACAGUUACAAUAAUUGAAAGAGAGGAUGGGUUAGAUGGAGAAACAAUCUUUAUGUAUAUGUUCCUCGCUGGUCUUGGGCUACUGGUUUUUGUUGGCCUUCAUCAACUCCUAGAAUCUAGAAAGCGCAAGAGACCCAUACAGAAAGUAGAGAUGGGUACGUCAAAUCAGAAUGAUGUUGAUAUGAGUUGGAUUCCUCAGGAAACUUUGAAUCAGAUCAAUAAAGCUUCACCAAGAAGGUUGCCCAGGAAACGGGCACAGAAGAGAUCAGUGGGAUCUGAUGAGUAAAUGUUCCUUUGUGCAACAAUUCGGUCUUUACUUAACCUGCUCUAAUGUUUUUCGGCCUGAUGGGAAUUAAUGCAGAGAAGCCAUAUCACCAUAGAAGGCACCUACUACUUAUGUGUGGACUGAGCAAUCAGAGUCUGUGGCGAUAAUAUUGCUGAAAGUGCACUGCAUUCGUUUUUCUAAAGUAACAAAUUUGGUUUUUUUUUUAAAACCAUUAAAGUCUAUGUGUGUGCGUGUGUAUGUAUGUGAGCAGUUGGUCUUACCAGAAUCAUUGUUGAACUACCUGAAGCAUGCUUUUAGAAUACUAAA
Molecule: messenger RNA, 1247 nt
Organism: Orycteropus afer afer
Lineage: Eukaryota; Metazoa; Chordata; Mammalia; Tubulidentata; Orycteropodidae
Source: RefSeq, a predicted model, not a curated record